AUGGCAACUGUUCGAGAUCGCCACCCGGAACUCUUCGAGCCUAUCAACUAUGAGUCACCUCGGGGAAAGGUGCGAAGUGUGCCGAUGCAGGUUCUUUGUCUGGGGUUCAAUCGGACAGGCACCGCCACCAUGUCGUCGGCUCUAGAGACUUUGGGGAUCCCCUGUUGGCACUCGUUCCACCUACUUACCACUCACUUCGGCGACAACGAGAUGUGGCAGGAUGCAAUCGAUCGCAAAUUCUUUGGCAAGGGUAAGCCUUUUGGCCGCGAGCAGUUCGACCAGUUGCUCCACUCGUUUGGGGCUGUGAGCUCAGACACACCCGCCAUCGCCUUUGCCGACGAUCUGAUUGCUGCGUAUCCCGAGGCCAAGGUUGUCCUCGUGGAGAGAGAUAUUGACAAGUGGUACGAAAGCUAUAUGCAUGCCAUCAUUGGGAACAUGUUUCAUCCCUUUUCAACGCUUGUGUACCAUUUAGAUCGGGCUUACAUCCACCCCAUCGGAAAGGUUCAAAAAAGCGUGGUGGCAGGAUGGGCUGGGAUAAGAUCUAGGCGAGAUGCUGAGCUCAAGGCUCGGGACAAGUAUCGUCAGCACUACGCGAUGGUAAGGGAACUGACACCCCCUGAGAGACUACUUGAGUUCAACCUCGAAGACGGUUGGGAUCCGUUGUGCAAGUUUUUGGGCAAGGAGGCCCCAAAAAGCAAGUUCCCCAGGCUCAAUGAAAAGGGUUGGUUUGAUGAAAAGUCCAGUCUGUUGUUAAGAGAAGGGCUCAGAAAGGGUUUAGUGAAGGUAGUUCCGUGGGCUAUUGCAAUGGCUGGUAUAGUUUUAGCCUGGUUCAAAUACUUUAGAUAG
This is a messenger RNA of Fusarium keratoplasticum, 846 nucleotides long. RefSeq lists its product as uncharacterized. The transcript is spliced from 2 exons. The record is from RefSeq and is a predicted model, not a curated record. NCBI's taxonomy places the organism in Eukaryota, Fungi, Ascomycota, Sordariomycetes, Hypocreales, Nectriaceae. Bases 1 to 846 code for a protein of 281 amino acids.